Messenger RNA from Hippopotamus amphibius kiboko, 1512 nucleotides. It is a transcript of the gene TRAPPC13, whose product is annotated as trafficking protein particle complex subunit 13. The transcript is spliced from 13 exons. Lineage: Eukaryota; Metazoa; Chordata; Mammalia; Artiodactyla; Hippopotamidae. Gene Ontology annotation, cellular component: TRAPPIII protein complex. The coding region runs from base 95 to 1351 and encodes 418 amino acids. The record is from RefSeq and is a predicted model, not a curated record.
UGCCCUGGCUUCCCGAAAGUGCGCUUUUGUUUUCGUCCAAGCUGGUUGAACCUCUUCAGCCUCCGUAGGCAGUGGGUCUAAAGUACCGAUCAAGAUGGAAGUGAAUCCCCCCAAACAGGAGCACCUGCUGGCCCUGAAAGUGAUGCGGUUGACUAAGCCUACUUUGUUCACCAAUAUUCCAGUGACAUGUGAAGAGAAAGACCUACCUGGAGACCUCUUUAACCAACUCAUGAGAGAUGAUCCUUCAACUGUAAAUGGUGCAGAAAUUUUAAUGUUGGGAGAAAUGUUGACUUUACCACAGAAUUUUGGGAAUAUAUUUUUGGGAGAGACCUUUUCCAGUUAUAUCAGCGUUCAUAAUGAUAGCAAUCAAGUUGUAAAAGAUAUAUUGGUUAAAGCUGAUCUUCAGACAAGUUCUCAGCGUUUAAAUCUUUCAGCCUCCAAUGCUGCAGUGGGUGAACUUAAACCCGAUUGUUGUAUUGAUGAUGUCAUACACCAUGAAGUAAAGGAGAUUGGAACACACAUCUUGGUGUGUGCAGUGAGUUACACAACUCAGGGUGGAGAAAAAAUGUAUUUUAGAAAAUUCUUCAAAUUUCAGGUUCUCAAACCUUUGGAUGUGAAAACCAAAUUUUACAGCGCAGAAAGUGACCUCAGUUCUGUGACUGAUGAAGUAUUUCUUGAAGCCCAGAUUCAGAAUAUUACAACCUCACCCAUGUUUAUGGAGAAAGUUUCAUUGGAGCCAUCUAUAAUGUACAAUGUAGCAGAAUUAAAUUCAGUCAACCAAGCUGGAGAAUGUGUAACUACAUUUGGGUCAAGAACAUAUUUGCAGCCAAUGGAUACACGCCAGUACUUGUACUGCCUAAAACCCAAGAAGGAGUUUGCAGAAAAAGCAGGCAUCAUUAAGGGAGUAACAGUAAUUGGAAAAUUGGAUAUAGUAUGGAAAACAAAUCUAGGUGAAAGGGGAAGAUUACAGACCAGCCAGCUUCAAAGAAUGGCUCCAGGUUAUGGAGAUGUUAGGUUGUCUUUGGAGGCAAUCCCAGAUACCGUAAACCUAGAAGAACCUUUUCAUAUUACUUGUAAAAUAACAAACUGCAGCAGUGAAAGGACGAUGGAUCUCGUUUUGGAAAUGUGCAAUACCAAUUCUAUCCACUGGUGUGGCAUUUCAGGAAGACAGCUUGGGAAGCUCCAUCCAAGUGCCUCUCUCUGCCUUGCCCUCACUCUACUGUCUUCAGUACAGGGACUGCAAAGUGUCUCCGGCUUAAGACUAACAGACACAUUUUUAAAGAGAACGUAUGAAUAUGAUGACAUUGCACAAGUCUGUGUGGUAUCUUCGGCCAUUAAAGUGGAAAGCUGAAGAAAAUUUCCAAUGUUAUGCUUUUCAUUGAGUUUCCCAGAACUUUCUGUAUUUUUGUCACCUUUGUAAAAUGAUCAAGUCGACAGUAAAAAUAAGUAUAUAUUAUUUAAAUUUCUUUCCUGUAAAACAGUUAAAAUAUUAAAUAUUUGUUUUGAAAAGAA